UCUAUUCUCUGCAAUUUCUUUCACAAUGAUGAACUGAUAAUUCUACUGCAAAAACCGAUUAUAAACAGUUUCAGUUUUGCUCAAAGUAUCUAGAGCGUCUUAUUGAUUUCUAGUUGGAAUUAUCGGAGGCUUGGCGCGAACGCAACGACGAAAAUCCGAAGCGAGGUGUUAAAAUCUGAAUGCAGAAUUCUGACAACAAUCCAUGGCAGCUCCGAUCAGCCAAGAAUGGUGCUAAUUUCCAUCGUUUUGACAGAGUUGGGCUUAGCAGGCGUGAGUUUUGGGCUGUGAGUACGGCCCAAUAAAUAAGACCUAUACCUGUUGGUCGAUUCCCUCUCGACUGUAACUGUAGGAAAAUGAGUGCUUGAGUUGUCGAGAUGAGAAAAAUGGCAGUGGCCACGUCGCGCUACUUCGGCGGAGCCGGCGCAUCUGUUUCGGGUUGCAGGAUUUUUUUUACCAACUACUCCUCUAAAUUCACCAACUCUCCUGUUUCCUUAGUAAGAUUGGUCGAUGCCCCGGUGCAUAAGUUUGUCAAGAGCUUUGCUGCUUCCAGUUCGGAGAAGAUUAAAGUGCAGAGAAAGAAAAGGAGACUAGAUGAAGCGUGCCUCGAAAGAUUUCAGCAAUAUAGUCGAACAUUCAUACAGUCGUGGAUUAUUCAGGGCAAAGUAUUUGUUGAUGGGAAAGUGGUAAACAAAUGUGGAGCACAAAUUUCUGAUAAAUCUGUUGUUGAUAUCCAGGCUGAGGUUCCAAAAUAUGUAUGUAGAGGUGGUCAUAAGUUAGAGGCUGCAAUAGAACAAUUAGAGAUUGAUGUUACUGGAAAAGUGGCCCUCGACUCAGGACUUUCUACUGGUGGAUUCACAGAUUGCUUGCUCCAGUACGGUGCUUCAUUUGUCUAUGGUGUUGAUGUAGGUUAUGGACAGGUAGCUGACAAAAUACGUCGGCAUGAAUGUGUAAGUGUCAUUGAACGGACAAACUUAAGAUAUCUGACGGAACUGCCACAGAAAGUUGAUCUAGUUACCUUGGACCUAUCUUUUAUUUCCAUAUUAACUGUCAUGCCUGCUGUUAUUGGUCUGAUGAAGAAUGAUGCGACAUUAGUUACUCUAAUUAAACCUCAAUUCGAGGCACACAGAUCCCAAGUGGGAGGUGGAGGAAUAGUCAGGGAUCCAUUGGUCCAUCAGGAGGUUCUUGGGAAGAUUAUAAACGGUGUGCAAGGUUUUGGAUUUCAAUGCCAAGGCUGGAUAGAUUCUCCCUUGAAGGGGGCCGAUGGUAACAAAGAGUUUCUGGCUUGCUUCAGCCGUGCAGCCGUGGAAGAUGCAGAUCCUGUUAAGGCAGAUAUUGCUCAAUUAUUCAGGUGCACUGAAAGCAACCAGCAACCAGAGGAAUAAUUCACACACAGAAUGCUUGUUGCUUCUUCUCAAAAAAAAAAAAAAAGAAUGCUUGUUGCUUCAAGAAAACUGGCUGACUUAUGCAGCACAAGAUAGAUAGCAACAAAUUGGAUUCAUUUUCUUGGGAUCCUUUUAGGCUUUGAUGUAACUUAUUUCUGACUACAUGGUAGCUCAAGAACAAAGUUUAUAUACAAUUUUGUACUUAUAUUACACACGAUUCACGUUUCAAAGAUGUAUAUUUACAAUUGAAUUUGUUUUUAUACUAAA
This is a messenger RNA of Salvia miltiorrhiza (redroot sage), 1649 nucleotides long. RefSeq lists its product as uncharacterized. The transcript is spliced from 10 exons. Gene Ontology annotation, biological process: methylation. NCBI's taxonomy places the organism in Eukaryota, Viridiplantae, Streptophyta, Magnoliopsida, Lamiales, Lamiaceae. The record is from RefSeq and is a predicted model, not a curated record. Gene Ontology annotation, molecular function: methyltransferase activity; RNA binding. The coding region runs from base 375 to 1382 and encodes 335 amino acids.